This is a messenger RNA of Necator americanus (New World hookworm), 1329 nucleotides long. RefSeq lists its product as uncharacterized. Bases 1 to 1329 code for a protein of 442 amino acids. The transcript has a single exon. NCBI's taxonomy places the organism in Eukaryota, Metazoa, Nematoda, Chromadorea, Rhabditida, Ancylostomatidae. The record is from RefSeq and is a predicted model, not a curated record.
AUGUCAACCCAACUUGGCACCCAGAAACGCCUGUUGACAACUUUUACCAACAAGCUUGAACAUAUCGUUUCGAGAUUGAAGGAGAAGAAGCUAGAGGAAAUCCCAAUAGAUCCCCAGGCACCGCGCAGUAUAGUAAAAGAAAAUGCCAGUAGGUUAGAAGAGGGUAUUAGCGUAAUUAACUCGGCUACCGUCAAAGUAAAGAAGGUUCUCAGCGACUUUGCAUCAAUACUUGAUAGGUUGGAGCAACCCUCUGAGAAAGAACAAGAAGAUUUUGAACUAUAUCUAUGCAAAUCCGAAUCAGCGCUAUCUUGCACCUUCGACCUUAUGGUAUUGAUGCAAGCGCGACUACAAGCACUAAUUUCCUGCGUAGAUACAGCUCAAUCAUAUUUAGCUACUCCUCAUGAUGUAACCAGCUCUUCGUUAGCAAUGAAUCAUCUAAAGAUGAAGCCAGGUGAGCUUCCUCUUCUCCUCAUCCCGACCUUUGGGGGUAACAUAUGGGAAUGGGAUAACUUCUGGGAAUUAUUCAAUAACAAUAUACACUCCCAGCAGUUACCGGAAAUGGUAAAAUAUAACUACUUACUCAAUGCUUUGAAAGGGGAAGCUAGGGACGGUAUAAGAAAGUUCCAGGUCACUAAGGAUAACUACUCCAAGACCAUAAACUUCCUACUUGUGAAAUACAAUAACAGGGAAGCCCUAAUUAACCAGUUGGUAGAAAGACUGGAUAAGUCGGUAUUACGAAGUCCAUCAAUAAAGGACCAACGUCAUCUUCUCAAACAACUACAAGUGAUUGUAGCCCAGUUGACUGAAAAGGGAGAAGAGGUCAAUAGCCCAUGGCUAAUAAAAAAGGUGUUAGCCAAAUUUCCCAAUUCGGUCAAGCGGAAAGUGAUUACCAAAAAGCAAGGACUUUCCGCAGACGUUCCGUUUACAAUGCAACAUCUUUUUAAGUUCAUAGAUGAAAUAUUGUCCACGGAAGAAAUGUUCCUAUCCUUUUCCGAGAAAAGUCCUCCAAUGCAACAGAGGCAAGUGAACAAUAAUAUUAGACCGCACUUGAUGACUAAAUGCUGCAUGUACUGCAAGAACAACCAUCCCUCGCAUUCAUGCACACAGUAUUCUACUCCCCAGGAUCGUUCCGCAUACUUGCGUAAGGAACAACCUUGCAUGAUAUGCGCGCCUCCUAAGCAAAAGACGACUGAGUGUAAAGGUCGUCUUGCUUCAACUGUAAAGGGUUACAUCAUACGUCAUGUUGUUUCAAGAACAACACUGAAUCAAGGCCGUCACAAUAUAAGGGCAAUAACCCAACUAACAUUGCAAGACCACAAGAAAAAGUGA